AUGGAGGACGUGCUGCCCUCGGGCCUGCUGGAGAUCUGCCUGCUGGUCGGUGUGCCCUGGGAGCGGGUGAGAGCGCUCCUCCAGGGUACUCAAAGAAAACCCAAAAGUCUUCCUCCCCUUGAUCCAGAAGUUCUUUCUGUAUUUGUGCCUCCAUUUAUCAGCAGAGAUGAUAUUCAGGUGAUUAAUGGUGGUAACAACUUGAAUAAAAGUAAACGCCGGUCUUUCCGAAAGAAAAAAGAGAGACCAAAGGUUGAAAAUCUCAAGAGUCUCAAUGGGGAGCAGAAAGCACCUGACACUGAAGAUAUUACAGUUCCAAAGGACAUUGAUCUUAUUGGUUUGCCACAGCUAUGCUUCCCAGGAGGACUUUAUAUAACUUCUGAAUCAAAAGAGGACCACAUUCAUUUCCUGGUCUUCACAGAUGUCUGUGGUAACAGAACGUACGGUGUUGUUGCACAAUACUACCAGCCUAUGCAAGAUGGCUGUAUUUCCUCAGAUGGGCGGGCCCAUUGGGAAUCAGCGCAGACUGGGAAGAUGCCUGUCUGUUUUGUACCAUUCGCUGUUUGUGUUAUAUCCAGAUAUCCAUAUUUUAAUGCCCUAAAGGAUUGUCUCUCUUGCUUACUAGUGCAACUGAGACCUUUCAAGGAUUUAGAUGUUGAGGAGCACAUAAAAGAAUUUGCAGCAAAAUUAUUUUUAAUACCCAGCCCACCACCAGGACCACUCCACUUGGUAUUUAAUAUGAAACCACUUCAAAUAAUUAUUCCUUCACGAGAGGAUCCAGACAGUCCAAUUAUUGACUUGGAUCUUCAUCUUCCGUUGCUGUGUUUCAAGCCAGAGCAGGUGCUGCAGAUUAUGACCUGUAUUUUGACUGAGCAGAGAAUCGUUUUCUUCUCUUCUGAUUGGGCUUUGCUGACACUCGUUGCUGAAUGCUUUAUGUUGUACCUUCAUCCUCUUCAGUGGCAACACACUUUUGUGCCUAUUCUGUCUCGUCAUAUGCUGGAUUUUGUAAUGGCCCCAACAUCUUUUCUUAUGGGAUGUCAUAUUGAUCAUUUUGAAGAAGUUAGCACGGAAACUGAAGACUUAAUUCUAAUUAAUAUAGAUAAUGGAAAUAUUACGCAUUCAAAAAUGGCUGAAGAGGAACCUGAAAUUCCAGAUGUUCCAUUACAAGCAGCGGAAACUUUCAUAAAAAGAGUGGAGAGUCUUCAGCUGCAUUAUGAUCUAGAGCUCUGCCAUCUCCGAGCCAGCACAGAUCUUAGUGAACUCCAAAUGCGUAGAAGGGCUUGGCAACAGAAACUGAAUAUGGAAGUUCAGCAGAUGACUUUGCAGUUAAUUGUUAAUAUCUUCAGGGAGGUAAAAGACCAUCUAAAUUACGAACAUAGAGUAUUUAACAGUGAAGAAUUUCUGAAAACAAGGGCAGCGGGAGACCAGCCAUUUUACAAAAAGGUUUUAGAGACCUACAUGUUUCACUCUUUUCUUAAAGCUCGUCUAAACAGAAAGAUGGAUGCUUUUGCUCGACUUGAGUUGAGUACCCAGUCUGAAGAGGAUAGAUUAAACUUCAUGUUUCAUACCCCGAGAAGAAUGACUAUGGAGAAAAUGGCUUCUAAACGAUUUAAUCCACAGUACAUGAUUAGUAGGCGUAUGGUAAUCAGUAUGCCUAAUCUGCAAGAUAUCAAGCUGCCAGAGGGCCCUACUAGAAAUUCCUCACUUCGAAGAAUAGAAACAGGCAUUGCUGUGAAAAUGCCCUCCAAAUCAGUCAGUACAUUCAAAAUCCCAGAAAUUCACUUUCCUCUCAUGUUCCAGUGUGUUCACUCCUACUAUACAGACUUCUUCAACCAUCUCAGCAAAGCUAUAAAUACCUUACCACCUGAUAACUCAGCAUUGCUGGCAAGGUACUUCUACCUCCGGGGACUUAUUAGUUUGAUGCAAGGGAAACUACUAAAUGCACUUUCUGACUUUCAGAACCUAGAUAAAACAGACUUAAGAAUUUUCCCUACUGAUCUUGUAAGAAAAAUAGUGGAAACGAUGCCUCCUGCUGAGCGUUCUCAAGCAGACCGCAAACCUGAGCUGAAGAAGCUGAUAAGUCGAGUGAUGGAAAAACAAAGAGAAGUUAUGAAAAUGGAUGACCAUGUAAAAAAUUUUGAAUUGCCAAAAACACACAUGCAACUGGAUGAUUUUGUGAAGCGAAUCCAGGAGUCUGGGAUUGUCAAAGAUAUAGACACUAUACAUCGGUUAUUUGAUGCCCUAACAGUAGGACAUCAGAAACAAAUCGAUCCUGAAACAUUCAGAGAUUUCUACAACUACUGGAAAGAAACUGAAGCAGAAGCUCAAGAGGUGAAUCUGCCACCAACAGUAAUAGAGCAUCUAGAUAAAAAUGAAUGUGUUUACAAGUUAUCCUGCUCAGUUAAAACUAACUACGGUGUAGGAAAAAUAGCCCUGACUCAAAAGCGCUUGUUCCUUUUGACUGAAGGAGGACAUCCUGGCUAUGUUCAGAUUGCUGCUUUCAGGGAUAUAGAGGAUGUUAAGAGCACAACUGUAGCUUUCCUUCUUUUGAGAAUACCUACUCUGAGGAUUAAAACAUUAUCUAAAAAAGAAGUCUUUGAAGCUAACCUUAAAUCUGAGUGUGAUCUCUGGUACCUGAUAGUGAAAGAAAUGUGGGCUGGAAAGAAAAUGGCGGAUGAUCACAAGGAUCCUCAGUAUAUUCAGCAAGCACUGACAAAUGUUCUCCUGAUGGAUGCUGUGGUUGGUGCCCUGCAGUCCUCCAAAACCAUAUAUGCAGCUUCUAAACUGUCUUAUUUUGACAGGAUGAAAAAUGAAGUGCCUAUGAUGGUCCCCAAAACAACUUCAGAGACAUUAAAGCACAAGAUCAACCCCUCAGCUGGUGAGACAUUUCCACAGGCAAUAGAUGUCUUGCUUUAUACACCAGGGCAUCUUGACCCUUCAGAAAGACCUGGCAAUGCUCAUCCGAAACUAUGGUGUGCUUUAAAUGAGGGGAAAGUGGUGGUCUUUGAUGCAUCUACCUGGUCUAUUCAGCAACACUGCUUCAAAAUGGGCCGCUCUAAACUGACUUGUAUGAUCAUGGUAGAACAGAGUCAAGUGUGGAUCGGUUCUCAAGACUCCAUUAUUUAUAUAAUCAACACCCACAGUAUGUCUUGUAAUAAGCAGCUGAAUGAUCAUCGUUCUGAUGUUACAGAUAUCAUUGUAGAGAAGAAGAAUGGAAUACCCAGUGAAGCAUACUCAAGCAGUUUAGAUGGAACAGUGAUUGCUUGGAACAUCAGCACUCUGAAAGUUAACAGCACCUUUCAGCUGCCCUGCCAACAUCUCACUUCUAUCAAGCUUCAUAAUGACCAACUGUGGUGCUGUACUGGAAGUUGCAUACUCGUAGUGUCAACUCAUGAAUUUCGACUACAGAUGAAAAUUGAGCAUCACCUGAAGGAUGUGUGUACCUGUUUACUCUGCUUCCAGCUUUUUCCUGAGAGAGACGAAGUGUGGGCAUCUUAUUCAGGGAGUAGUGACCUGUAUGUUUGGAACACCAAAGAAUUUUCAAGUACGCCUCAGAAGAUUCAUCUUCAAGAUUGCUCUGAGAUUACUUGUAUGAUAAGAGUUAAAAAUCAGAUGUGGAUUGGCAGCAGUGGAAGAUCGCAAGGCAAAAGCAAAGGCAAGAUCUAUGUGAUCAGUGCUGAAAAGAAGACUGUGGAGAAAGAGUUGGUUGGUCAUGCCGAUACAGUAAAGGCAUUGUGCUCGGCAGAGGACAGAUAUGUCCUCAGCGGCUCUGGAAAAGAAGAAGGGAAGAUUGCCAUUUGGAAAGCUGAAUAG
Molecule: messenger RNA, 3810 nt
Organism: Balearica regulorum gibbericeps (East African grey crowned-crane)
Lineage: Eukaryota; Metazoa; Chordata; Aves; Gruiformes; Gruidae
Gene: DENND3
Product: DENN domain containing 3
Biological process (GO): regulation of Rab protein signal transduction
Cellular component (GO): cytoplasmic vesicle
Molecular function (GO): protein binding
Source: RefSeq, a predicted model, not a curated record